Molecule: messenger RNA, 2940 nt
Organism: Cololabis saira (Pacific saury)
Lineage: Eukaryota; Metazoa; Chordata; Actinopteri; Beloniformes; Belonidae
Product: proto-oncogene vav-like
Exons: 29
Coding region: 166-2694 (842 amino acids)
Biological process (GO): regulation of GTPase activity; intracellular signal transduction; cell migration
Cellular component (GO): cytoplasm
Molecular function (GO): guanyl-nucleotide exchange factor activity; protein binding
Source: RefSeq, a predicted model, not a curated record
AGCUUGUGACACAGUGCAGCUCUGCAGAACACCCACCACGGAAGAAAGGCAGAACCAGAGCGCCUAACUCUGAAUAGGAGAUAAUGAAAGUAAGGCGGUGGGGUGAACAUCGAGCAAGAAGACCGAACCACCAGGAGAAACUAGUGAAGUCAUCAGAAACCAAAGAUGGAGUUGUGGCGGCAGUGUGCGAUGUGGUUGAUCGAGUGUCGCGUUCUCCCUGAGAACCACCGGGUCACAUGGGAGGGCGCACAGGUGUGUGACCUCGCUCAAGCUCUGAGAGAUGGCGUGCUGCUCUGCCAGUUGCUCAAUAACCUCCUACCUCAGGCUGUCAACCUGAGAGAGAUCAACCUAAGGCCACAGAUGUCCCAGUUCCUGUGCCUGAAGAAUAUCCGGACGUUUCUGGGAGUUUGUCAAGAGAGGUUUUGUCUGAAGAAGAGUGAGCUGUUUGAAGCCUUUGAACUGUUUGAUGUGCGAGACUUUGGAAAGGUCAUAAACACCUUGUCCAUCUUGUCUCAUUCAUCUAUUGCUCUACAAAAAGGAGCUCAACCUUUUCCUCUGGCGGGAUUUACUGCUGAUGAUGAAAUCUACAGUGGUCUGUCUGACCAAAUAGAUGACACAGUGGAUGAAGAUGACGACUUGUAUGAUUUCGUGGAGGAUGAGGAAAACGAAGGAGAUGAGAUCUAUGAAGAUUUGAUGAGGACAGAUGAGCAGCCUGAGACUCAACAUAAGACAGGCAUCGACAAGCGAGAGUGUUGCCUGCAGGAAAUUCGACAGACAGAAGAAAAGUACACCGAAACACUGGAAUCUAUCUUGCAGCACUUUAUGAAGCCACUUGAAAGGUUUCUCCAAGCUGAAGACAUUGAAAGCAUUUUCGUCAAUAUUACGGAGUUGGCUGCCACCCAUCGGAGUUUACUGGAAGAAGUUCGGAGCUCCAUCUUAAGCUACGGAGCCAAGAAUCUCCACCAUGUGUUUCUGAGCUACAAGGAGAGGUUGUUGCUGUACGGUCAUUACUGUAGUCAGGUGGAAGCAGCGACAAAAUACCUGGACAAGCUUUCAAAUGUGAGGGAGGAUAUCCGGAUGAAACUGGAGGAGUGUUCAAAAAGAGCAAACAGUGGUCGUUUUUCUCUCAGAGAUUUGCUCAUGGUCCCUAUGCAGAGAGUCCUCAAAUAUCACCUGCUAUUACAGGAGCUGGUGAAACACACCACCGACCCAACAGAAAAGGACAACCUUCGAACAGCUCUUGAUGCCAUGAGAGACCUGGCGCAGUGUGUCAAUGAAGUAAAACGAGACAAUGAGAUCAUUAAACAAAUAACCAGCUUCCAGAUGUCUAUAGAAAACUUGAGUCAGUCUCUGGCUCUCUUUGGUCGCCCCAAGAUUGAUGGGGAGCUGAAGAUCUCUAGCUCUGAGAAAAAGUCUAAACAGGACAGGUACGCCUUUCUUUUCGACAAAGCUGUGAUUAUUUGCAAGAAGAAGAGUGGAGAGACUUUUGAGCUAAAGGAGAUCAUUGAACUACAUCACUACCAGAUACGAGAUGAAGCCACGGGGGAGAAGGAUAAUAAAAAGUGGUCCCAUUUGUUCCUCUUGCUGAAUUGCUAUGGCAAGUGCGGCUACGAUUUCUUCUUCAAAACCAGAGAGCUGAAGAAGAAGUGGCUUGAACAGUUCGAGAUGGCUAUGUCAAACAUGUCUCCUGAGAACUCCAAUGCAAAUAACCACGACUUUCAGAUGCACUGCUUUGAGGAAACCACUUCCUGCAAGGCGUGCUCAAUGUUGUUAAGGGGGAUAUUUUUCCAAGGCUAUCAAUGCUCUCGCUGUAAAAUGGCAGCACAUAAAGAGUGUUUAGGCAGAGUCCCGCCCUGCGGCAGGAGCUCAGUACAAAUGAAGGUACCGAAUAAACCACACAGGCCCUCUGGGCAGUCUAGCAUUGGAUUUCCUAAGAUGGAGGUGUGUCAGGAGUACUAUGGUUUGCCGCCGCCCCCCGUGGGCUUCGGCCAGCCCCUUCAUCUCUCCAGGGGUGACAUCGUUGAGCUGAUCCGGGCUGAUGUUGGCCUGGCCUGGUGGGAGGGAAGAAAUCUGACCACUGGUCAAAUGGGAUGGUUCCCCUGCCAAAAGGUUCAGCCCUAUGUCUCUAGGCCGACCCCAGACCUCUCUGGCUUCAGCUGGUUUGCAGGGAACAUGGACCGCACCGCCGCCAAAAACCUAUUAAUGCCCCGCUCUGAUGGAACCUUCCUGGUGCGACAGAAAGACGGAGGAGAAUAUGCCAUCAGUAUCAAGUUCAACAUGGACAUCAGACACAUUAAGAUCACUUCUAGUGAAGGCCUGUACCGCAUCAAUGAAAAGAAAGCCUUCAAGUGUUUAACUGAGAUGAUUCAGUUUUACCAGCAGAACUCUCUAAAAGAGUACUUUAAAGAUGUGGACACCACGCUACGUACGCCUUACAAACAACCAGAGCAAAGCAAUUCACCGAAUAACACACCAAAUGUCACACCAGGGGGCAGCAUGAGGAGCUUUGGCGUAGCGAGGGCCAGAUAUGACUACUCAGCCAGGGAUCGCUCAGAGCUGUCGCUGCUAGAAGGAGACACCAUCAAGAUCCUGUCCAAGAAAGGUCACAACGGCUGGUGGAAAGGAGAAGUUUAUGGCCGGGUGGGAUUGUUUCCGUCCAACUAUGUGGAUGAGGAUUACUCCGAUUACUGCUGACAUGACCCCACAGGAGAUGUGUAGACCAAAUCUGUAUGUGAGCGACUGCUUCAGCACUUGUGCAUGAGUGUGAUGGUUUUGUGUGUGUGUGAAACUGAAGCUGGUACCGCUGAGGGUCCAGUAGAGUGAAUAAAGCUUGUAUUCGACUGACCAGGCCUGUCUGGCUAAAUGUAAAAUUACACGGCGCACCUCACAACAAAUGUGUGCAUCCAUGUCCAAAAUCAAAUAAAACUUUAUUUAUAUACC